CUGCAUUCUUUAAUAUAACCUCAUUGUGCAAACAUAAGAAAAAAACGUCAGACAACAAAAAUGUAAAAAAUGGAUGAGUUACAUCUGUCAGACACUUUCCAGCGAUAUUUUUCCGAUAUAUUCCUUUGCUGCGACGAGGAAAAAUCGGGAAAAGCGUCCCUCACAAGAACCAUCGAACUGGUAAAGUCAGGAAAUAUCCCGGAUGAUGUGAUUGCACAGAUAGCUGAGAUAUGCUGGACUCCUGGAACAAACUACUUAAACAAGAAACAGUUUUUUUCUGCCUUGAAACUUGUAGCCGCUUACCAGUCGAAUCUUCCCAUUCGCAAUAACUUGAUCAAUAGCAAACUAGAUCUGCCACUACCGCGAUUUACUUGGGGCUCUUUCGAUGCAGAAACUCCCAUUCCAGAUCUUAUCGAAUUGAGAAACGAACCAGAGUAUAAUACUGAUUCAAUUAGUACAGAUUCCGAGGCAGAUAGUGAGACUGUGAGAUGUUCUCCAAACACUUCCAGUCCUGCAUCUGACAGUCCAACACCGACAAAUAGUGUGCAGGAUCGAAAUUGGGCUUGGCAAGGGCUGGUUUCAGAAGAACAACGACAGUUGUUAGAAGAAGAAUCUUCGGAUAGGCAUAGCAGUGACGAGGAUACAGAUAUUGCUAAUGAAGUAUGGGUAAUAACUCCUGAACAAAAGGAAUAUUAUACAAAACAGUUCAAACAACUACAAGAGAACACAAAUGCUCUACUUGCUGGUCCAAUUGCAAGAACGUUUUUUGAAAGAUCUCAAUUACCGGUCCAUGAGCUGAGAAAAAUUUGGCAGCUAGCUGAUGUGACCAAAGAUGGAGCUCUGUCUUUGCAAGAAUUCUGUACAGCUAUGCAUUUGGUUGUUCUUAGGAAACACAAAAUCUCCAUCCCCGACACGCUUCCAUCCAGCCUCGUUCCCCAAAACGACCCUCUGCCCGUCAUAAAAGCACCCCCCACUCCUCCCGAGCCAGAACCAAUCCCCUCCCCCACCGCCAAGCCAACGAAAGAGACUGCCAAGGAAUGGACGAAAUUCGUGGACAGCCCCACCAGACCCGUAUCUCCCGUCAAUUUCGACUUUCAGAUCGAUCAGAACGAUCCGGACCUGAGACACCCUGUGCCGAGAAGACUGACGCCCGAAAUGGUGGCCGCAGCCAAUGCGGCGCAUGGUUGUCCGAAUAGCGACGAUGUACCCGAUGCCAUAGAUCUACAUAGUCCUAGAAAAUCGGAAGGGAUUCCCGGUUUCCAGUCGUUGUCUUCGAAUAAUCAACAACAUAGUGCAAUCCAGAGGCCCCAGCCUAAGAAGAUUAAUGCCAGGGGGCCGGGGGCUAUACCUCCGCCUCCUGAGGAAGGCGGGCCUGUCAGUUUGCCGGCGUUUCCCCCCGUCAAGAAGGAGAAACCUCCGCCUCCGCCGCCAAGAACCUUUAAAACUCAUGGAAGGAGUUCUUCGUUGGACCUUAAUAGGCUUACCAAACCUUCCGCACCUCCUAUGGUACCCCCCAGGAUAAGCCCAAGCGGUCAGAUUAAGAAACUGCCCAAUCAGAGAUCAGAAGGAGAUGGCGUGCCUUCUUUAGAAGGUACUGACGCAUCUUUUGCUGAUUUUAACAGAUUUGAAAAGUACGAAAAUGUCCAGGAUGAACCAAUAUUUCCUGGCGAUCUGUACGAGGCAGAACGUAAAAAACUGUUUGCACAACUCUUUGCACAAGAACCAAUCGAAGAACCUCCUAGGAAACAUGGCGCUUUUGAAGUUUACAGAAAACCUGGCAAGAGUGUAUCCGGAGAAAAAUCACCUUUGGACGCGCUGGAAGAAGAACAAUGGCAAGAAUUCGAGAGGUUACAAAUCGAAAACACCGCACUCUUGCGGACGUGCCAGGAACUAAGCCAACAGUUGGCAGACCUGAAAGAGGACAAGAUGAAACUGAAGGUUAAGCUGGAACAGUUGGAAGCGCUGCAAAACGGCGGAUAGUUUUGAAUAUCGUGUUAUACAGGAUGUUAUCGUAAACGUAAUCUUGUAAUUUUUCGGAAAAAAAUGGGUUUUUAUUGUCAAUUCAAUAUUUUACCUUUUGUUUUAAAUCAGCAGUAUUUAAAAACCUCCAAACCUCCAAGUUCUUGUUUAAACUCAAAAAAAAAUCUUGCUUAACUAGUCAUAACUAAAAAAAAAUAUAUUAUGAUGUUAUGUAAAUGAAGAAUAUCAACGUAAAUCAAAAUUUUUAUUAUUUUAAAAUUAUUAAAUAUAAAAAAAAUGUGAACGAAUUGAAAAUUUUAACUAAUGUUGAAAGUAACAAAAAUAUUAAAUGUGAUAUAAUAAUUAUUCUAUUUUAGAAAAAGAUGACAUGUUGUAGGUCUGUAUAUUAUUGAUAUCUUUUAAGUUUUUAUUCAUUAACUUUAUACCUAUAGCAAAGCCAAACAAAGUUGAAUUGACGUUAUCAUUGGCAAGGCCAGUGCCACUUUGUUUGGAUUAUACUAUAUAUACGUAUAUUUAGGUUGCCUAACCACACUUGUUAUUAAGUAUUAAAUUUUGUAUGCUUAUUUUUAUAUCUCAGUAUUUUACAAACAUAUACAUUUUUUUUUCACAGAGUUUUACUUGUAUAAUACAGGGUGUUGUGAAUUCGACUCUGAUUUCUCAUUAUUUUGACUUUUUUUAAUACUAUUUCAACUCAAAAAUAGCCCAAACAAAUAAUAUGGGUGUCAAGAAUUUUUAAAAAUUGAAAUUGUACAGUAAUGGACAAAACUAUGUACGUUUUUGAGGCAGGUCAAAAUGGUGGUGCCUUAGUGGGAAGUUUAUAUAAAUUUGCUUUCCGAAAAAGAUUUUGACUGUUCUUGUACAAUAUGGAGGAAUAUUUUAUGACGAUGGUUGUCAUUUUAUAUUGCAAAGCAAAGAAAAUCAUACAGUGGGUCAAUUGAGUAAAAUAAGUAAGUACUAUUAUUUCUUAAAAAUUUAGUGUUUACUGUAUAUUAAAUAAUAACACAGGAAAUUUUACUUUAUUUACAAAAGAAAGCCUCAAAUAUACAGUGUGUUAACCUCAGAAUUUUACUUCAAAAUCAAUCAAAAAUUUUUCAAAUAAUAGUAAUUUUCUUAUUCAAUUUUCCCAAAUGAUUUUAUUAAAAACCUAUUAAAUAAUUGUUAUUAAAUCAUAUAACAAAUAUAUGUAAGAUCUAAAUGUUUCAAUCCUCGAGUAUAUU
This is a messenger RNA of Sitophilus oryzae (rice weevil), 3197 nucleotides long. It is a transcript of the gene Reps, whose product is annotated as ralBP1-associated Eps domain-containing protein 1. Bases 70 to 1980 code for a protein of 636 amino acids. Gene Ontology annotation, cellular component: cytoplasm; plasma membrane. Lineage: Eukaryota; Metazoa; Arthropoda; Insecta; Coleoptera; Curculionidae. Gene Ontology annotation, molecular function: calcium ion binding; protein binding. Gene Ontology annotation, biological process: endocytosis; endosomal transport. The record is from RefSeq and is a predicted model, not a curated record. The transcript has 9 exons.